AUGGUGCCGGGUGAAGGCAGACUAGCUGCAGACCACCAUGGCUUUAGCAGGCACCCGAGUCAUUGAGCUAGCAGGCCUGGCCCCUUCUCCGUUUGCCGGUAUGGUCCUGGCCGGCGACUUUGGGGCAAAAGUGGUCCGUGUUGACCGCGUCAUGCGCAUCCCGUUUACCACAGACCGUCUUUCCCGUGGCAAGCAGUCCAUCUCCCUCGACUUGAAGAAGGCUGAAGGGGUCCAGGUCUUCAGAAGAAUGUGCAAGAAGGCAGAUGUGCUGAUUGAACCAUACAGACCAGGUGUAAUGGAAAAGAUGGGCCUGGGACCCCAAGUGUUAAUGAAGGACAACCCCGGGUUAAUUUAUGCAAGAAUGACUGGGUUUGGCCAAUCAGGGCCCUACAAGCAAAUGGCCGGACACGACAUCAACUACAUUGGACUCUCAGGGGUUCUGUCAUUCUUUGGUCGUAAAGGUGACAAGCCUGUUCCGCCGGUCAACAUCAUGGGGGACUUUGCCGGGGGUGGAUUGAUCUGUGCUGGUAUCACCAUGGCGCUGCUAGAGAGAACAAGGUCUGGCAAGGGUCAAAUCAUCGAUGCCAACAUGGUUGAAGGUUCAGCCUAUGUCAGCUCUUUCCUCUGGACAACCAGAGGGUUUGGCGCGACUGGUGAGGAGCGGGGAACCGGUCUAAUAGGAGACUGGUGCCCCUUCUACGACACCUAUGAGACAUCAGAUGGCAAGUUCAUGGCAGUUGGAGCUUUGGAGCCACAGUUUUAUAGCGAGCUGUUGAAAGGUCUAGGAUUGGCAGAGACGGACCUCCCUCCACAAGAAGAUCGGGAAGACUGGCCUUCCUCCAAGAAAGUCAUCGGCGAAAUCUUUGCCAGCAAAACCCAGGCGGAGUGGUGCCGUAUAUUCGACGGCACCGACGCCUGCGUGAGUCCAGUGCUGACGGGAGACGAGGCACCAGACCACCCUCACAACAAGUCUCGGAAUGCAUUUUUGCGGUCGGAGGGCAUGGAUGAGGGCAUGGAGCCCGGCCCAGCGCCCCAACUGUCCAGGACACCGGCUGUUGUGCAGAGUACCAGGCAGACGGCGGUAGGCACUGACACCAGGACAGUGCUUCUGGAGGCAGGACUGAGUGAGGAAGAGAUCACCAAUCUGAGGGAGAAGGGGGUGGUCUGGGAUGAGACACACCAGUCCAAACUGUGAGCUUAUGGUGGCUUGGAACAAUUCAAUGUGCAUGGUGAUUGGCAGAUAUUGGGACGCUCUGAUGCACUGUAAUAAUUGGUCUUUUGAUAAUGAGGAAUAUGGGUGCAAGCCUGUAAAUAGGCCAAAAAUCUGUCCGCCGAGCUCAUGAAUAAAAGUUAUACCCUCAAAAUAUUCUAUAUUAGAGACUUUUGAGAGCCAUACAAUUGGGGAAUUGAAGAGAUAUGGUAAUGAAUCUCUGGCCUGGACUUGGGGCUUCCAAUUCUGAGCAUUUUGGAUGCUAUUGGGCUCGAGAGUGGCGCUAUUUUGCCAUGUUGUGGAGGGAUC
Patiria miniata (bat star) is the source of this 1519-nucleotide messenger RNA. It is a transcript of the gene amacr, whose product is annotated as alpha-methylacyl-CoA racemase-like. NCBI's taxonomy places the organism in Eukaryota, Metazoa, Echinodermata, Asteroidea, Valvatida, Asterinidae. Gene Ontology annotation, biological process: bile acid metabolic process. Gene Ontology annotation, molecular function: alpha-methylacyl-CoA racemase activity. Gene Ontology annotation, cellular component: mitochondrion. The record is from RefSeq and is a predicted model, not a curated record.